AUGGCUGCAAGUAUACGACCACUGUUAUCGAACCCGAGACGGAUAUCAAUGGCAAUGACGUCGAGAAGAACAUAUUCGACGCCACCGCACUCUUCGUCGCAACAUCCACAACCACAAGCAAGCCAUUCCCCAACAGAGCCACGGCAGCCUUCCCGUGCGGGCACGUUCUACAAAUCCUUCGGCUCCCCAAUUCUGAAAACUUUUCUUGGCGCAUUGUUCACAUAUCAGGUGAUAUAUUGGUCGUGGUUGAAAUUGGAGAGUCUGGAGACGAAGAAGAACUUGGAAGAUGAGAUAAGGGGGUUGGAGACGGAGUUGGUGGUGUCAAUUAGGGAGAAGAAAGGCGGCGGGGAGCAUGAACAUAAAGACAAAAAGUGA
Lindgomyces ingoldianus is the source of this 375-nucleotide messenger RNA. RefSeq lists its product as uncharacterized. The record is from RefSeq and is a predicted model, not a curated record. The coding region runs from base 1 to 375 and encodes 124 amino acids. The transcript is spliced from 3 exons. NCBI's taxonomy places the organism in Eukaryota, Fungi, Ascomycota, Dothideomycetes, Pleosporales, Lindgomycetaceae.